Messenger RNA from Telopea speciosissima, 1513 nucleotides. Its product is annotated as F-box protein At1g67340-like. Gene Ontology annotation, molecular function: protein binding. Lineage: Eukaryota; Viridiplantae; Streptophyta; Magnoliopsida; Proteales; Proteaceae. The record is from RefSeq and is a predicted model, not a curated record. Bases 87 to 1313 code for a protein of 408 amino acids. The transcript has 3 exons.
AUAUAUAUACAUAUAUAUAUAUAUAAAGAGAGAGACCUACCCUGUGGUCUGUGGCUUUGCUUUGCUUCUGUUUGUCUGAAAAGAUAAUGAGAACAAACACCAGAAGGGGAAUCACUUCUCACAGAGAUAGAACCCAACCUUGCAAGGAAGGGAGAGUGAAGAGGAAAAGAUGUUUCUCCGGAGGAGCAGGAGGAGAUGUUAUGAUUCUCCAGAAGAAGAAGACCAAGACAACCAAGACUACGUUUGAUGCUUCUCGUGGAAAGUCUGAUUUUUUCGAUGGAUUACCAGAUGAUCUUAUCGUUUGCAUCCUCUGCAAACUUAGUUCUUCAGCUGCUUAUCCUUCUGAUACCAUCAACCUUCUCAUUACAUGCAAGAGACUGAACGGUUUAGCUCUCCAUCCUUUGGUGUUAUCUAAAGCUUCUCCUAAAGUUUUUGCCAUUAAAGCGAGCAACUGGUCUGAAUCCGCUCAUCGUUUCUUGAAGCAAUGUGCUGAUGCAGGGAACGUUGAAGCAUGUUAUACACUUGGCAUGAUCCGAUUUUAUUGUUUACAGAGCAGAGGGAGCGGAGCAGCCCUCAUGGCAAAGGCAGCAAUAAAUUCUCAUGCUUCCGCGCUCUACUCACUAGCAGUGAUUCAGUUCAACGGGAGUGGUGGCUCAAAGAACGACAAGGACUUAAGAGCUGGUGUCGCUCUCUGUGCCAGAGCUGCCUUCCUCGGCCACAUCGAUGCCCUUCGUGAGCUUGGCCACUGCCUUCAGGAUGGAUACGGCAUCCGUCAAAACAUCGCCGAGGGACGCCGAUUCCUAGUUCAAGCAAACGCCCGUGAACUCGCUUCCGUCCUCUGUUCCACCUCCUCCUCCUCCAGGCCAUGGCUUACGUGGCACCGUAAUCAGAACCACCAACAUCACCAAAUCCGGCAAGUGAUGGGUGGUGGUGGUUCAGGUGGGUGUCCAUUACUUAGCGACUUCGGGUGCAACGUGCCGGCACCGGAGGCGCACCCGGCCAACCAAUUUCUGGCCGACUGGUUUGGGAUUCGAGGGGGUGUGCCUGGGAAUGAGUUAAGGCUUUGCUCCCACGCCGGAUGUGGACGGCCGGAGACGAGGCGACACGAAUUCCGGCGUUGCUCCGUCUGUGGAACAGUCAACUACUGCUCUCGUGCGUGUCAGGCUCUCGAUUGGAAGUUGCGCCAUAAGUUAGAGUGCGCACCCAUGGAGCGUUGGCUAGCUGGAGAUGCCGCCGGCGAUGCUGACGGUGAGGCUGAGGAUAGGAUGGCCGGCGUUGAAGGAGACGAUGGCCAAGCCAUUAUUGGAAGCUAGCGGUAACGGUACUGUAACAUGUAACAACUCUUCUCCUUCUUAGAAAAAUUAGUUUUUUUUUUUUUUUUCUUGGGUCCCCUUCUUCUCAUGGGAAAUGCUUUCUUACGAUGGUUCAGAGUGUUUCUCUUUGGUUUUGUAUAGGAGAAGAGAGAACAUACUCCUUUUUUUCUGUACCAUAGGUAGUUCAUCGGCUGCAAUGG